Coniophora puteana RWD-64-598 SS2 is the source of this 1933-nucleotide messenger RNA. RefSeq lists its product as uncharacterized. The coding region runs from base 45 to 1733 and encodes 562 amino acids. Gene Ontology annotation, molecular function: RNA binding. NCBI's taxonomy places the organism in Eukaryota, Fungi, Basidiomycota, Agaricomycetes, Boletales, Coniophoraceae. The transcript is spliced from 11 exons. The record is from RefSeq and is a predicted model, not a curated record. Gene Ontology annotation, cellular component: mRNA cleavage and polyadenylation specificity factor complex.
GUUGGAGUAACUUUGCCUGGAGGAAGGUCGCUACCUAGGUCGUAAUGGAUGACGACGACGAUAUCUUUCUUUAUGGCGAGUCAAGCGCAAAUGACCGAGAGCCAACCAAGGUCGAAGUUCCAACCUCCGUGCCCAAACCCGUUCCACUUGAAACCGUGAAAGCCGCAUCAAAUGGACUCGUCGAGAAUCUCGAAGCCAAGGCAGAAGAAGAGAUUCCUUUCGGUUCUGCAACACCUCCAGAACAGACCAAUGGCGACUACAGUGGAGAGAACGGUCAGAAUGGUCAGAAUGGGCAAAACGGCUACGAUGAACAAGACGAGGACGACAACGGCGGAGAAGACGAGGAUAGUGACGAAGAUGACAUUGAGAUUAUAAUGGAUCAACCAUCUCGCUCGUUGGAUUUACGGCCAAAUCGGCCUCCACCAACUACAAGCCGUGCGCUGAAUGCCUCGCAGGCCACGCCCAUCAAGCCCGCACAACCCACCUUAACCACUGAAUAUACACCCCGCGAGCGAGGAGCCCCUGCACCUUCGAGACCUCAACAAUCGCCUCUGACAGGGUCGACAUCUCAAGCCCAAGCUCCACAACCACAGUCUCAUCUCGGCCAGCAAGCCUCAGAGCAGACUCAGAGUGAUGACGGACCCGACCCUUCAACACUACCUCCAGUCUCCGCCGCUCCUUCACAUCCCAUAAUCAACCCAAACAUGAUAGGCAUGGCAGACGGUCGAUCAAUAUUGGAAUAUGAUCUCACCGCUAUGGGCGAAAAGCCAUGGCGGAGACCAGGCUCGGAUAUAAGCGACUGGUUCAACUACGGAUUUGACGAGAUGUCGUGGGAGGCCUACUGCUACCGGAGAAGAGACCUUGGGGAGUUGGCAGAUGUUUUGAAGACAAACGUCCUGAACUUCGCCGGUAUGCCCGAAGACCAGCUCACUGCUCUCCCUCCUGAACUCCGGACCAUGGUCAUGACCGGUGCGAAUGCCAUGAUGAACAACGCCAGUGCAAACAAUAUGAUGGGACCCGGGGUUGGCAUGAACCCCAUGAUGGACAUGUCUGGAAUGGGCGGGAUGAACAUGGGACCUAUGGGCAUGGGUAUGAACGGCGACAUGGGCAUGCAAGGCCCCAUGAUGCCGGACGGCAGCGGCGGGCCCCAGGGGACGGGAACGCCGGAGCAAGGUGGGCAGAUGGGCAUGCAGGACGGGUACGGCGGGGGCGGACCAGGGCCUGGCAUGAUGGGUAUGGGCAUGAACAACGAAUUUGGUAUGCAGGACCAAGGGCAGAUGGGGCAGGGCAUGUACCCGGGCAUGGAGGGAAGCAACACGCCAAAUCCCCCCCAACAACAUCAGCAGACGCCGGUGCCGAGUGUCCCACCACAGAAUGUCCCACCUGGGCCAGGCAGUCGUGGCACGCCUCAAGGUCAAUACCGUGGUCGUGUGGUGUCAAAUCAACGCGGACGGGGUGCUUUUGCCGGCCGUGGGCGGGGACGAUAUGGCGAUGGUCCUGCUGUACCUGUUAGAUCAACAUCGCCUCUACCACCCAAUGUUCCAACGGGACCGCGGAACGCCAACAGAUACAAGGAUAGGGAUAACAAUGCGCCAGCGGUUGACGGUCUGGACUACGGUGGGGGGAAGGACUCGGGGAGACGGACUCCUUCUGGCGAACCUGAGGAACGGAGCAGCAGAAAGAGACGAAUCUCACCUGGACCGGACGAUGGCAGGGGUUCUAAAAGGCGUUGAUCAUGUGUAUACGGUAUAUAUAAGUACGUUUCUUUUAUUGUACUGAAGUCAUUGCUCCCCCUAUUUCGGCAUGCAUUAUUGUAGUAAUGCAGAGAUUCUGCCCUUACUGCAGAUGGACUCUCCCGAUAUUCGGUUCAGAUGGAUGCCUUGCUUUACCAGUGCAAACACAGAGUGAUCAUCGAACAGCUGACUUGUGGUAC